Symbiodinium pilosum is the source of this 1368-nucleotide messenger RNA. Lineage: Eukaryota; Dinophyceae; Suessiales; Symbiodiniaceae. The record is from the annotation of a GenBank genome assembly.
AUGGUUCUCAAGCUGCAGGCACUGGGCCUUUCCUGCCUUCCGCCCGCUGCCAUACCUCCUUUGGGUACGGCUGCUCCCAGUCCAUUGGUGCCAAGUCAGGGAUCAGCGAAGUGGGCAGGUCCCUGGGCAUCCAGAGCAGGAGGCUACAUGACGAAAUCCGGCCCGGAACUACCUCGUCAGCCACUUUUCGGUGGCGAAGCUUUGGAGGGCGAUGUGCUGGAGUGGAAGGGCAAAUUUGGUUGGAUCAAGCCCUUGGAGCCGAUCGAUCAUCCACUGGCUUCCCGGAACAAGUCACGCAUCUACGUGCAUGUCAAGGACCUCGCUGAUGGCUUGCAGUCGCUGACUGCUGGACAGCGGGUGGCUUUCCAGGCAUACACGGAUGACAGUGGGAUUGGUGCAGAGGCCUUGAUGCUAGCAGAAUGCAAGAUACUGUGCAACGGGUGCAACUUCGACGUCCAAAAGUGGCCCAAAGACGGCCCCACCGCCCAGUGCCGACAUGUCCUCAGAGGACUGGCCUUGCGCCAGCUGAUGGCGUGGAUUUUCUGUGCAUCCAAAGAAGCCUUCCGGACACAGGAGCGGGCUGAGCAUGGCAUAAAGUACACUGGCCAGUGGAAGGGUGACAAGCGUGAUGGCCACGGAUUACAGGAGUGGCCAGAUGGCGCACGCUUCGAUGGACAGUGGCGGAACGGUUUGGCUGAGGGCUUUGGAAAGUUCGUCCACGCCGACGGUGAUGUCUACGAAGGGCAGUGGCGGGAUGACAAAGCCAACGGAGAAGGCGUGUAUCAUCACGCCGAUGGCUCCAGGUAUGUUGGCCAGUGGAAAGACGACCAGAAAGAAGGUCAGGCCAUGGAGGAGUGGGCAGACAACUCCCGCUUCGAGGGCCAGUACCGCGCCGGCAAGAAGCACGGGCACGGGACCUUCACCUGGCCGGAGGGCUCCUCGUAUGAGGGUGAGUUCCAGAACAACGAAAUACACGGCCAGGGCACGUACUUCUGGAAUGAUGGACGUGUCUACUGCGGGCAAUGGGCAAACAACAGGAUGAGUGGCCAAGGGACCUUCACCUGGAGAGACGGCAGGAAGUACAUUGGAAGCUACAUGCAUGACAGAAAGGAUGGACACGGAGUUUUCACGUGGCCAGAUGGGAGGGAGUACGUUGGUGAUUGGAAGGAUGGAAAACAGCAUGGCAUCGGUGUCUUCAAGACAGCGAAGGGUGAUUAUCGCCGUGGCGAGUGGAAGGACGGCAGCCGCAUCCGCUGGAUCUCAGAGGCUUAUCGAGAGGACGGGCAACAGCCUGGUUCUCCCUCAGCUCCCAACCAGGAAGCUGCAGCGCAAAACACGUCUGAACCACCAGCAGGAAAUGCUGUUUGA